UAUUGGCUCGCUUACUGUAGUAUCUUUGUGUACAGAGAUGUACCUCGGUCUGGCCACACAGACAUUCCAGGGUCUCGACGCAACUUAAUGGAACACGUCCCCGACCUGAUGUCUUGAUAGUGAAUGCUCUGAUUUUGAUUUUUUCGGAGUGAACUUUUCUUGAAAGUUUGGUCGGACACCAUGAUUCUCCUAAUCACCACACUGACUCUGGUGGUUUGCCUAGAACCCGUCCUCUGCCAGACCAAAUACUGUUGUACCCCACUGCAAUGGGAGUCCGUGAACUUGAUCACAGACGCACGGGACAGUGACUCACCCUCCGCGAUACCCACGUUGACACAGGGGUUUGAGCAAGUGUCGGUGGACGGUGUGAACCAUCGGGUCGCGUCUAUGGCCACCCUGACGUCAUCGGGGUUCAACAUCUCUGUGCAGGUCAUUCAGCUCUUUGAACAGAAUGUCAUGUACACGAUAGAGAGUGGCGAGUGUAAAAAGACGGCCAUACCUUCUUGGACACCUAAAUGCGUCCCGGAUUCUGCAGAGUUCCAAACGCAAGUUUCGUACGGGCAAGGCUCGAACAAAGUGGACGUGUGGAUCUAUCGUGUGGUCCAAGAUCCCAAUACUAUUUACCUCAACGUUGCCGUCAACGACUGCACCCCUAUCUUUGAGGCGGCGUAUGGGAGCGCUGGUGGAGUCUCGGCGCUGUCCAGUAAGACAUUCACAAACUUCACCCUGGGAAUCAAGGAUCCCAUUGUGUUCCACGUGCCGGAAAUCUGCAAUCAAGCCAAACUCGUCCACACGGUUCCCAAGAGGAUCACCGUGUUUUAAAGCUCCCUGUUCGGUUACUUACGAUAGCUGUGUACGAGGAUCUGACUAGUAUAAGACACGAAUAAACAUUCUGCAUUUACCGUUUCUUUAAUAAAAUUACAUUAAAAAGAGACUUCCAAAAAGAAUUGUUCACUUGAAAAACACGAAUACCACAAUAGGAUAAACGAGAGCGCCAACGGAUUGAAAGUCUGUUUGCAAGAUACUGGGAAGUUUCUGCCGGAGUAACAGUUGACUGAAUGAAAAUCUAAAAGGCUAUCGAUACGAUAAGUUUUUUAGCAUAAGUACAAAUAAAUGAAACAAGAAGUGGUGAAAUAUUGCAAACCACCCUUUACCAUCGGAGCAUCAGAUAUAUGUAUCAAGGGAGCUUGGUAUUUUGCGCGCAAGUAAAUGCCCGGAUGUAAAUGUUAUUUCUGAUUGGCUAGACGUUUAUUUAUGCUCUUGUUUUAAUUAACGUUAUUAUUACAUCAUUACUAUUUGCGAGACUGAACGACUUUUCAUUUGGAAACUAAGGUCAAAGUUAAUUUUAUACCUUUGUUUUUCUUGUUUUGUGUGUUACUAUUCAGUAUAAUGUUAUGAUCGCUACAUUUUCAUUUAAGCAGAUAAGAACAAUUCGUAGUU
Dreissena polymorpha is the source of this 1440-nucleotide messenger RNA. RefSeq lists its product as uncharacterized. NCBI's taxonomy places the organism in Eukaryota, Metazoa, Mollusca, Bivalvia, Myida, Dreissenidae. The record is from RefSeq and is a predicted model, not a curated record. The coding region runs from base 181 to 822 and encodes 213 amino acids. Gene Ontology annotation, cellular component: extracellular region; lysosome. Gene Ontology annotation, biological process: cell-matrix adhesion. The transcript has 7 exons. Gene Ontology annotation, molecular function: calcium ion binding.